Trematosphaeria pertusa is the source of this 765-nucleotide messenger RNA. RefSeq lists its product as uncharacterized. Gene Ontology annotation, molecular function: S-adenosylmethionine-dependent methyltransferase activity; protein methyltransferase activity. The transcript has a single exon. Gene Ontology annotation, cellular component: eRF1 methyltransferase complex. The coding region runs from base 1 to 765 and encodes 254 amino acids. Lineage: Eukaryota; Fungi; Ascomycota; Dothideomycetes; Pleosporales; Trematosphaeriaceae. The record is from RefSeq and is a predicted model, not a curated record.
AUGCUACCCACACCCUCAACAUCCCACGUGUGUUUCGACCGCGUCUACGAGCCGGCGGAAGACUCGUUCCUGCUGCUUGACACUAUCUCAUCGUCCUCCGAGGCGGCGUUCCUGCGCGAGCGAUUUCAUGAAGCCUCAAGCACACCACCGUUGAUUCUCGAGGUCGGCGUCGGAUCCGGAGUCGUCCUAGCUUUCGCAGCUGCCAACGCGAGCAGCGUCCUUGGUCGCCAUGAUGUACUGACCCUCGGAACUGACAUCAACAGCUUCGCCUGCAAAGCCGCGUCGCAGACUGUCGAAUCCGCCAUCAAGGACUUCGGUUGUAAGCCUUCCGUGUUCCUCGAUAUAGUGAACUGCGAUCUGGCGUCCGCGGUCCGUUCACACUCCGUCGACGUCUUCAUCUUCAAUCCGCCAUAUGUGCCUGCCGAGCUUCCGGACCUCUCGCGUCACCAGAGCUUCAACACGCUCCCUGCGGGCAAAGAGUCGACCACUUUCGAGCAGGACUCAUAUCUUCUGGAGCUUUCGUACGCUGGUGGCGAAGACGGUAUGGUGGUGGCGAAUCGGAUGUUGGAGCAAAUACCGGAGAUUCUGGAUGAGGAGCGAGGAGUUGCGUAUGUGCUUCUGUGCGCGCAGAACAAGCCGGAGGAAGUUAAGCGCCGGAUUAGGGACUGGGGUCCGGGUUGGAUGGUGGAGACUGUAGGCUCGAGCGGAAAGCAGGCUGGCUGGGAGAAGCUGCAGAUCGUGAGGAUAUGGAAGACUGCAGCAUAG